This is a messenger RNA of Cylicocyclus nassatus, 2842 nucleotides long. NCBI's taxonomy places the organism in Eukaryota, Metazoa, Nematoda, Chromadorea, Rhabditida, Strongylidae. The record is from the annotation of a GenBank genome assembly.
AUGGGUGUAAACCUUUUCGAGGUUUACACCCAUUACGAAUAUGGUGCAUCUGCAGAUGGAGCUGAGAUGACUACCUUUUUAGCGCCUCCUUUCAAUGUUUACACUGCGACCCAAACUAGUCGUCUACAACCUCGUCGCAACUUGCUGGCAACAUUUGAUCUGCAGUCCGAGUUUGCUACAUUUCCAACAAAAAAGAGACAACAACCAUGGCUGAGGCCCAUAGUGCCGUUGCACUUUCGUUCACCGUCACUCACGACGGUGUAUCAGGGCUACAAGAAGCGGAUUGCCCGCUUCAAGAACAACUUUAUGGCCGGAAUGUUCCCAGCCAAUCGUAUCACAAUGGCAAUAGUAAUUAUGGCGAUUUCGGUUCUUUCCGUUUUCCAUCGUGAUUUGUCAUUCGGAAUACUUCCAUUCAUUGAGAAUCACAUCCUGUACUUCUUAUUUGGGGAAGGCAUUAUAAGCUUUUGCAUUUCUCUUCUAAUCUCUGGAGCUUUCAUUUGGUUUGUGCUAGUGCAGGUCAUUAGACUCAGUAUCAAACUACUGUUGUCCUAUAAAGGAUGGAUGUAUGAGCAACCUGGUAAACCAAUCUCUACUCCUACAAAGUUGUGGCUGGGCGUUUUGAAACUUAUGUCCAAGUCUGGACCUAUGAUGCAUUCAUAUCAAGGUGCUUUACCUCAUCUACCUCUUCCAUCUCUCAACGAUACCAUAGAGAAGCACCUGCUAUCAAUGAGACCGAUUCUAAACGACGAGGAGUUCGAAGAACUUGAGCAUCUAUCAGAGGUUUUCCGCAAAGGACUCGGUCGCAGACUGCAACGAUAUCUUCAGCUGAAGUCAUGGCUUAGCACCAACUAUGUAACCGACUGGUGGGAGGAAUUUGUCUACAUGCGCCAGAGAAGUCCCAUAAUGAUCAACAGCAACUACUAUGGCUUUGACACCCUCAAUGAACAUCCAACUCACAAUCAAGCCGCUCGCGCAGCAAAUGUUACCUAUACAGCUUUACUUUUCCGUCGGCAGGUUGAAAGACAAGAAGUUACACCGUUCUCUGUCUCUCCACGUACAAAAGUGCCAUUUUGUACAAUGCAAUAUGAACGCCUUUUCAACAGCUGUCGAGUGCCAGGAGAGGAGGUCGAUAAAUUCCUUCACUGGGAUGAUGCUAGACAUGUAGCUGUAUACUACAAAGGCUGCUGGUUCAAGGUGAUUGUACAUAACGGAAAGAGAUUGCUGGAGGCAUGCGAGCUUCAACACCAAUACGAAGCUAUUCUCAUGCAAGAUAUUGAGCCUGAACCUGCAGAGAGACAUCUUGCCGUUCUAACAGCUGGUGAGCGAACUCACUGGGCUAAAACUCGUCGUGCUUAUUUCCGUUCCGGCAUCAACAAAACAAGUUUGAACGACAUUGAGCGCGCUGCCUUUGUAGUCAUUUUGGACGAUGAAGAAGUGUCGUAUGACAAGAAUGACUCAACUAAACUAGAUCGUUGGGCGCAUAAUCUUCUCCAUGGCAAAGGAUAUAACAGAUGGUUUGAUAAAUCAUUCAACAUGAUCAUCUCAAAGAAUGCGCACGCUGGAAUCAACGCUGAACACUCUUGGGGUGAUGCUGCCGUCAUUGCGCACUUUAUGGAGUUCAUGUUGCUGAAAGACAUUGUGAUUUACGGAUAUGAUGAGAAUGGUAACUGUAAGGGUGAACCGAGCGUUUUCGUGAAACCUGAACGAAUCAAGUGGGAUAUCCCGGAACCAGCGCUGAAAGCCAUUGAUAUAUCAAUGGAUGUCGCUAAAAAAUUGAUUGAUGAUGUCGAGAUGGCUCUGCUGGUCUGGACUGACUAUGGCAAGGGUUUCAUAAAGAAGCUGCGCGUAUCUCCAGAUGCUUUCUUGCAGAUGUGCCUACAGUACACUUACUAUAAGAAUCAGAACAAGUUCUCGCUUACUUACGAAGCGUCCAUGACAAGGCUAUAUCGUGAAGGACGUACCGAAACUGUUCGGUCCUGUACGACACAGUCCUCAGCAUUCGUUCUCGCCAUGGUUGACCCCAAUAAAACGAAAGCCGAGCGCCUUCAACUUCUAAGAAAAGCAUGCGAUCGUCACCAAGAACUCUACCGAGAUGCCAUGUGUGGUAAGGGCGUGGAUCGACACUUGUUCGCUUUGUACGUAAUCAAGCGCUAUCUUGAAGAAGAAUCUCCAUUCUUUGACAAGAUCUUCCCUCCAAUGUAUCUACUUUCCACAAGUCAAACGCCUCUCAACCAAGUGGACAGCGAGAUGGUUGGAAUGAGUGAGGCACAACGACUGAGGCUUACAACAGCUGGAGGCGGUUUUGGACCUGUUGCUGAUCGAGGUUAUGGGGUCUCAUACAUCGUAGCUGGUGAAGAUCAGAUCUCUUUUCACAUUUCCAGCAAAAGAUCUGCAGACAAUACGAGUUCGAAAGAAUUUCGCGAAGAACUCAAACGCUCCCUAAUAGACAUGAGGGCUCUUUUCGAGGAAAAGCCUAAUUAGAGACUCAAAAGUCACGGUUCCCAGACAGUUCUUACGAAAAGAAAUGAGAGUUCAUAAUCUGACUAGUUUAUCGAGUACGUAUAUUACAGGUAGACAUUUGAACAUCAUGUCAUGUUAUCAAAAAUACCUCGAGUCGACUUUGCAUUGUUGAAUUAGUCUUUGUGAUUACUGAUUACUUGCUCAGUUGUUGUUAUAUCCGCCUCAAGAAUUCUCGCAUGCAACAUUAUUGCUGAUUUGAAGACUUGGUAUGCAAUUUGCAUUCUCUUGUAAAUUUAACUGCGCAUAAUUCUAAGUGUGACUGUAGAGAUGUUGCUCAAGUAUGUUGUGGUCAUUUUCUUUACUGUGAAUUGAAGACGAUAAA